Lactuca virosa is the source of this 1227-nucleotide messenger RNA. The record is from the annotation of a GenBank genome assembly. Lineage: Eukaryota; Viridiplantae; Streptophyta; Magnoliopsida; Asterales; Asteraceae.
AUGGGUCCCACCUUAGCACCCACCUACCGUAUGUUACAUUUUCCAGAAACUCUCUCAUCCUUUUCUCUCGAAAGAACCACCACCACCACCACCAGGGAAGCAACAUUGGACCUCCUCCGGAAUGCCACUGACGAUGUGAAACGACCGUUCGACUAUCGUCAACAUCUGAAAACUCUAUUUUUUUCUCUUGCAUCGUUUCCUACACUCAUGAAAUGGGAGAUGGAGAUGGAAGAGGUGGAAGCCGUUCUCGAGAAGAUUUGGGACUUGCACGAUAAGCUUAGCGAUGCUAUUCACUCCAUUUCAAGAUCUCAUUUUCUUCAUUCCGUCAAAGCCUUACGCAGUUCCAACGAUCUAUUCGACCGUGCCGCAGAUAACAACAAGAAAGCCUCCGAUGAUGAAGUGAAAGGAGGUUUCGUUUACGUUAAAGACUUCCCGAUCGAGGAAGAUGAUCACUCGGCUAUUCAUGAGGCCAAGAGUUUGAAUUCUAUUCGUACCGCCCUCGAGAACCUCGAGGACCAGCUUGAGUUCUUUCAUACUGUGCAGACACAACAGCGGGCAGAGAGGGAUGCUGCAAUUGCUCGGUUAGAAGAAAGCCGGAUUGUGCUUGCAUUAAGAUUAGCGGAUCAUCAUGGUAAAAACUACAAAGUCAUUGAAGAAGCAAGGGCUUUUGUUGGACAAGUACAAAACCACAGUUGUUCCUAUAACAACAUAGAAAAGAAGUCAAACAUUCUGGUCAAUGUCGUGAUUUCUAGUUUUAAUUUUGCAAAAAAGUCCCUGAAAGUUGAUCAUGUUGGCGGUUUGUUUGGGAACGCGGCUUUAUUUGCGGUUAGCAUGCUGGCAUUGUUGCAUCUUCAUCAGGUAGCGGAUAGGGAUAGGGACAUCUCAGAUCUCCAUCAAGUUAAAGUUAAUACAAAUGUUACAAAAGUUUAUAUACCCGAAGGGGGUUCUUCAAAUGGUCUGGACGUUUUAUCUGCCAGAGGCUGCAUUUUGUUUGGUGUGCAUAACAAGGAUUGAGCAUUUGAACUACGAUGGAUGGGAACUUUACUCCUUUUUUUUCCCCUUUUCACACAUGGACGUUAACGGGGAGGCAUAUGCCAGUGAAAUUUGAGAGAGCAAUGGAAAUUUUAGUAGAUGUUGCAAAACGGAUGUGAGUAAACAUUUGAAUAUGAUGGGUUUGAUUUGAUAUUGUCAACACCGAUUUGAAUAUGUUAAUAAAUUGAUUUAAUA